GAGAAGAGAAUGGCUGUACUAAGCGAGCAGAUGAAGGAGGCUGAUAGAUCAUCUUCUGAAUAUGAAAAAGAAAUUGAGGAGCUGAAGGAACUGCUACCUGAAAUUAGAGAGAAGAUAGAAGAUGCGAAGGAGUCCCAGCGUAGUGGGAAUGUAGCUGAAUUGGCUCUGAAAGCAACUCUGGUUGCCAGUAGAAAGCCAACAGAUGGUGCUUCCUCAUCUAACUGUGUGACUGACAUUUCCCACCUUGUCAGAAAGAAGAGGAAACCAGAGGAAGAGAGUCCCCGAAAAGAUGAUGCAAAGAAAGCCAAACAAGAGCUGGAGGUGAAUGGAGGCAGUGGGGAUGCCGUCUCCAGUGGAAAUGAAGUUUCAGAAAACAUGGAGGAGGAGGCUGAGAAUCAGGCUGAAAGCCGGGCAGCAGUGGAGGGGACCGUGGAGGCCGGAGCAACAGUUGAAAGCACUGCAUGUAAAGAGAGGGCGCAGAGCCUUCCUCCUGAGGGAAAGUGUUUUUGUAUAUAAUGUAUUUUUUCACUUUGGGGGGAUUCUUUUUGUAUAACUUCAAAAAAGAUUGUAAGCA
Messenger RNA from Prionailurus viverrinus (fishing cat), 574 nucleotides. Its product is annotated as nuclear autoantigenic sperm protein-like. The transcript has 2 exons. Lineage: Eukaryota; Metazoa; Chordata; Mammalia; Carnivora; Felidae. Gene Ontology annotation, biological process: DNA replication-dependent chromatin assembly; CENP-A containing chromatin assembly. Bases 10 to 516 code for a protein of 168 amino acids. The record is from RefSeq and is a predicted model, not a curated record. Gene Ontology annotation, molecular function: histone binding. Gene Ontology annotation, cellular component: nucleoplasm.